Messenger RNA from Neopsephotus bourkii (Bourke's parrot), 1428 nucleotides. RefSeq names its product START domain-containing protein 10-like. Bases 408 to 1208 code for a protein of 266 amino acids. Gene Ontology annotation, molecular function: lipid binding. The record is from RefSeq and is a predicted model, not a curated record. The transcript has 6 exons. NCBI's taxonomy places the organism in Eukaryota, Metazoa, Chordata, Aves, Psittaciformes, Psittacidae.
AGCGGGGCCUGCGGGGCUGGGGGGCUCGGGGGGCCGGGGGCAGCUGUGCCCUGAAAGCCGAGUCACCUGCGCGCUGCUACCUGCUGAAUAAUAGAGGAGCUGAGAGCCCGCGGGGAGAAAUGUGAUCCCGGGAGCCAGCCGGAGGAGACACCCGAGCUCAGGCAGCGGCGAUAGCAACUGCAGGCGCUGAGCCGUCCUCCGCCUGCUCCGGGGUGCCUCUGCCCGUCCUGGGGGCCUGGGCGGCCCCGGUGCCCACCGCAGGGGCAGGGGCGCAUUGCUCGGAGGAUGAUGUGAGCUGCAGCAGGCACCCAGAGCUCAAGGGCAGAGCUGGGUUUCCCCGGGAGGUGAGGCAGAAGGAGCCUGCCUGCAGCCAAGUGCCCGCGCCCUGGGUCCGGCAGCGCAGCCCCAUGUCCAGAGGAGGGGAGAUGGUUUAUAUCCCGGAUGACUCCGACUUCAGCUCCUUCAGGGAUCAGUGCGAGAGCCUGGAGGGCUGGCACUGUCGGUAUAACAAGGCUGGCGUGACCGUGUGGAGUCAGGGCCAGGAGGAAAGCUGCACUGUGCAGAAAAUCAAGACUCGCAUCUCCUGCAAGGACGUCCCUGCUGAGACACUCUAUGAUGUGCUGCACGACACCGACUACCGCAAGAAAUGGGACUCGAAUAUGAUCGAGACCUACGACAUCGGGCGCCUGACCGUGAAUGCUGACGUGGGAUACUACUCCUGGAAGUGCCCAAGCCCACUGAAGAACAGGGAUUUCGUCACCCUGCGCUCCUGGCUGCCCCUGGGCAAUGACUACAUGAUCAUCAACUACAGCGUCAAGCACCCGAAAUACCCCCCCCGGAAGGACUUUGUGAGAGCCGUGUCCCUGCAGACAGGGUACCUCAUCAAGGCGAACGGCGCCGGUGCCUGCGUCCUCUAUUAUCUCACCCAGGUGGACCCUCGUGGGUCGCUGCCAAAGUGGGUGGUGAACCGCGUCUCCCAGUUUGUGGCACCAAAGGCCAUGAAGAAGAUCUACAAGGCCGGGCUGAAGUACCCGGAGUGGAAGCGCAAGCACGACCCCGGGUACAAGCCCUGGGUGUACCCGGAGCAGAACACACUGCCCAGCGUCAGCCUGGCCGAGCUCUCGCUGCAGCACGCGGACUCGCUGGAGAACAUCGACGAGACCGGGCUGCCUGAGGACCACCUGAGCACCAGUGACCACGAGGCCUGAGCCCUAACCUCAUAGCGGGACCCCCUCAUGGCUGAGGCUUGGCAGCCGGGGGGGGAACGGGUGGGAAUUUGGCCCCCUGCACCCCAAUAGUCGUGUCUGCUCUCCAACUCCUUCAUCAUAGACCCCCCUAGCAGUGCAGCGAGGUACUGUCGCAUGGGAAAUGAUGUCCCCAUGCAGGACAUAGAGCUGGAAGCGGGAGUGGGUGCCCCAAGGAGAGGUU